Micropterus dolomieu (smallmouth bass) is the source of this 2246-nucleotide messenger RNA. Its product is annotated as FYN-binding protein 1. Gene Ontology annotation, biological process: T cell receptor signaling pathway; integrin-mediated signaling pathway; protein localization to plasma membrane. Bases 95 to 1804 code for a protein of 569 amino acids. The record is from RefSeq and is a predicted model, not a curated record. The transcript is spliced from 16 exons. Gene Ontology annotation, molecular function: protein binding. Gene Ontology annotation, cellular component: plasma membrane. Lineage: Eukaryota; Metazoa; Chordata; Actinopteri; Centrarchiformes; Centrarchidae.
UGUACUGUAGCAUCAGCUUGGAUACUGAUUCACUGCUGGAAAUGGAGUACUUUAUCCAUCACUAACCAUCUCUAUACCAUCACUCAACGCAAAUAUGGGGGAGAGCAUUGAUGUCAAGGCUCUGAGGGCCAGGUUCAACAAUCAGGCCAGCACCUCGGACACCAGCAGCCGGGACAGCAGCUCCCCUAAAUCUCCACGGCCUGGGUUUGGGAGGGCAAUCUUGCCAGUGACUGAGAACGAUCUGGCCCAUCACAGACUGUCUCCUACAGUUCUUCCUCCUCUGGUGGCUGGCCAGGGCCUCGUGAGGUUCCCGAGGGCAGAACCAAUGGCAACCUCCAUCCCCUCCAGACCAUUCCCGCGACCGCCUCCAAGUGCCGCAGUCAGAGCAUCCAUCCAGCCGACAGAGGCCAAAACGGUCAAGCAGACAGGGGAGAUGCUGCAGAACAUGAUGCUGAGGCACCAGAGGCCUCCAGGAACCAAACCAGCCCUGAUGCCUGCUCUAGCUUCAGCUCCAACUCCAGCUCCUGCCCCUGCUCCCACCUCUACCCCUCUACCGCUCCGACAGCAGCCCCGACAGAGGAGCACAGGUGAAGUGACCCCGCUGAGAAAGCCCCUGCCCCCUGAAGGACCCCUACCUUUGAAACCCAAACGGCCUCCCAAUGUCAACCUGGAGCCUUUUCUGAGGUUUCGAGGACCUGCCCUUCCUGGCCCGAGAAAGCUUGAUGCAGGUUCCCCAAGCUCAGCAGGCAGAAAGAUGUCUUUAACUGCAGUAAUCAGUCCUCCAAAACCGCCACAACGGUCCAAUAAACCCAACAGGUUGCCGCGCCAAGUGGCCUCCGUGGACAUUGAUGAUAAUGAGGACUAUGAUGACAUUGCAAACUUUGAGAAGAAUGAGUCCUGUAGUGACAACAGUUCACAGUGUUUGGACGGGGAUGAUGAUGACGUGUAUGAGUCUAUAGAUGAGGACCAGGUGGAGGUAAACCGGGUAAAUGCUGAGAAGGAAAACAAAAAAGAAGCAAAGAGGAAACAGGAGCAGGAGAAGAAAGGUCAGAUGGAGCGUCAGAAAAUAGCAAAUGAGCUGAGGAAGAACUUUCAGCUGGAAGGGGAGGUGGAGGUUCUUCACACCGCCAGAGUCCGGCAUGACUGGCAUGGAGGAGGAAAACUGGACCUCAGUGUACAACAAGAUGACAGCGUGGAGAUCCUCAGAGUGAAGAAUAAUCCAGGAGGCAAAUGGUUGGCUCGCUCACUGAACGGAAACUACGGAUACAUCAGUAAUACAUGUGUGGAUAUUGACUAUGAGGCUGUGAAGCGCAAACUGCUGCAGUCCAGAAAAAUGGACACAUCGCCGUUGCCUCCACUACCCCCAGACCUCCCAAAGAUGAUACAUGUGGAGUCCAAUAACAGAGACAGCAUGCUUGAAGAUGAUGAUGACUAUGAUGACGUUCAACCAAUAUCUGAGGAUUUUCCCCCACCACCGCCUGAAAUCAGCAUAGAUCCGAAAGUGGUGAAGGAGCUAAGAAAAAGAUUUAAGUAUGAUGGGCCUCUAAGGGUGCUACACACCAUGAUGGUGGAUCCUAAUUGCACCAUAAAGAAGCCAGGAGGGAAGGAUCUGCAUGUGAGUCAGGGAGAAGUCCUGGACGUCAUCCAGCUCACCAACAACAAGAAAGCUUUGUGUCGCAACCAGUUUGGAAAAUAUGGUUAUGUGUCCAGAUCUCUUCUUCUUCCAAUGGAAGGAGACAUUUACGAUGAUGUUGACUAUGCGGGUGACAUCUACGACAACGACUCUCCACACAAUGAUUAUUAAAACAUGUCAAACUGAAUGCACACACAGUAAGGGAGAGAGAUGCACACAGUCAUAAGAAACAAACUAUAUACAAAUACCAAAACUGAAAACUUAAGCUGAAUAAAACUAUAGCCUAUAACUAUAUACCUGGAGACACAUUUUUGUUUUAUUUGACUUCACCAGUCGUGUUCUAUGAAACAGGAUUCAAACACAGCCUGUGCUGCCUGUUACAACUGAGGUGGAGCUGACACAAACAAACUAGCUGAUAUAAAACUAAAACUAUGCAGAAAGAUACACACUCACACACACUGUACAUGCCUUGUACUGAUAUAACAAACUUCUCAUCAUCACAUUGUUUGUCAAACUGCUUGUAUAGAAAAUAAAUACACUAUGACUGUAGCUUUGUUUAUUGCUCGACAUCUGAGAUAAUGUAAAAUAAAUGAAUAAACCUUUUUUUGGUUAA